CAGCGCUGCUCAUAGCCGAGUCCGAAAUUGACCAUGCCUGGACUAUGCCAUGGCCAGGGGCUGGGGAAACCAGAACCACAGCUAUUAUGGAUCACUUUACAAAUCUAUUCGGCCUCACAGCAUUCAUCUACAGGCUUUUCUUUAAUUCUGAAGCACAUUGGUGCCUUUAGUAAGAUCUUUGACCGCAUACAGAGAGCGCUAGUUGAAAUAUGGUCAGCUUUCGUUUACCGUAUUGCAUCUGCCCACUUUUAACCGUGCACCUUGACCUCAAAUUCUCAUCGUUAGAGCCUCAGGAACCCAUGGCAUAAGGAUGCUACUUCUCUCGAUAUAGCAUUUACUUUAACGACACUGCAACUUUACAGAAACAAGUCUCUAAUGACUGUGACGGCAACGUUUUACAGGGCCUCGGAUUCUACUUGUCACACCUCCGAUUGAGGUUCAUCAGCCAAGCCAAGAUAUCCGCGUCGACCAGUGGCGCAGCAAGCCGUCCUCUACAACCACCAAAUUCCAGGCUUGCCAGGAAACAAACAGGUCUAUCCAACGACGGCAGGAUUUAAACGAGGGUCUCAUUUUAUAGACUCGGCGACGACAUGUCAAAUUCACAUAUCAAGGGCGGCGUGCCCGCUGAUGCUCAUCAGUCUGCUCCAACAGAUCCGCUUGAACUUGUGAACACAUCCAGAAGCCUUGUGCAGAAUCCGACAAGUGAUGUGCUUGGAACCAAUUCACUAAACCUUCUAUUGACGCCGGAACAAGCGGCCGCUAUGUCCAAGUCCGUACUGGACGUCUUUCAGCUAGAUGAGGAGCCUCAGAACGAGGAUCAAGCAAUGGGUGAUGGUGAUGAUGUGGUCGACCUUGAAGAUCAACAACGCAGAACCGAAAGGUUAAAGGGAGUGUUACCUAUUCUGGCUCAGCUGUGGUGGGCAGAUUCAGAUCAGAUUGACUUCGUGGCUGAGAAGCUUGCUGAUGGAAGCCGAGAUCCGAAAUGGCGGAUUCCUCUAGGAGAUUCAGGCGUACUUAAUUUCUUCCUUGAGAUAUUCAGUGGGCAUGUUCUGCGUCAUACUUUCAAGAUCCAUGUUCUACGGCUGAUUGGCAAUUCCUGUGCGGAUACGGAUGAAAAUCGGGCACGAGUUGUUGCUUCGAACUACUUGGGAUCUGUAGUCUCGCAAUUACAAGAUGUUACUUUGAUUGCUUUCGUGAUACCCGUAUUGUACAACAUUUGUAUUGAUUAUGAACCUGCACAGAAGCAGGCAUCCGAGUCCUUCUUGACAAAAGAGCUCGUUGAGUUGAUCUCCAGUCCAAGGUUUGAUGACAGUCGAGCGUUCCUUGGGUACGCUUGCAAGUUAUUGGACCUCAUGACUGCUCUAGCUUCCGACCAGGAACUUGCACCUGAUUAUACAGCGAUAGUCCUUCUCAGGAUUGCGGCAGAUAGAGAACAGCCUGUCGACAUGGAUGAUUUCAUUGGUGUUGUAAAUACGGCUGUCGCCUUUCUCCAACAUGAGAAAUUCCAAAAAGCUCUGGUUACCCAAGGUGCUCUAGAUGGCACUCUCGCGGUCUUAGUAGACUCAUACACGCGCUUCGAUUCCCACCCAUCAAUACCAACGAUUGGCUCCGCCUCGCCCUCAGAUCAAGACGAUGCUAAAGCUCUCUCCCAAAUGCGAAGCAGUUUCAACCAAGUCCUCUCCGAUGUUUCCGCCCUUCCCGAAUUUCAAGAAGCGUAUCCCGUCACAUCACCAUUCAGCAGCUCACUUCGCCGCUGGCUAUCAAGUCCACAGCUACAGCUCCAAGUCUGCGCUUGUAUCAUGCUCGGUAACCUCGCUCGCUCAGAUGCCACAUGUGAGGAAUUCGUGCACGUCUCUCAAGUACACAAACUCCUGAUCAACAUCCUCGUCGACGCAACAGACUCACAACUCCUCCAUGCCGCCAUCGGCUUCCUGAAGAACCUCGCUCUGCCAGCUAAGAACAAAGAAGUUCUCGGAGAUGCAGGCCUCUUCGAUGUCCUCCCUCGUCUCUGGGCAAUGGAUGUUCUCCAGCCCAUCCAGUUCUCCGCCAUUUCACUUGUCCGUCAACUCACCAUCGGGAAUUUCCAGAAUGUUCGUCGAGUCUGCAGACGCUUAUCACAAGACCAAGACUCACCCGCUUUCACACGCACUAAACUCUCUCUGUUGAUUGCCCUGUUCGAACGCACGGAUGUCGAGCCCAUCAAGAUGGAAAUCGCCCGCCUGGUAACAUCAAUCUGUCGAGUCUUCAACACAGGCGAAGGUCGAAGUACCGAAGAAUCAGAAACGAAACGCAUACAAAGCACAUUCUUCACUCUCCAUCCCGACAUUGGCCGCCCACUGAGCUUUAUGGUGAGCCAGACAAAAUGGCCUGUCGUCAAAAGUGAAGGCUGGUUCGUGUUCGCGCUCAUGGCGCAGACCGAAGAAGGAGCACAGUGUAUUAGCGAUAUGCUGCAAGAUGUAUCUGUGUUCCGACCUUUGGUGGAGAUGCUCACUGGCAAGGCUCUGGUAGAUUAUGAGCCAUCAUCAUCCUCGCCUGGGUCUUUAUCAUCCCCGCAUAGCACCUUACCCACUAGCUCAUCGCCGCCAAUCCCACUCAUCCAGUAUGAAUCGCAGCCCCAGAGUCCUCAACCGCAUGCUCAAGCGGCGGAGAUGGCGAGGUUGGAUCGCGAAAAUGCAACUGUGAUGGUUAGUGAGUUGUUGAAGAACCGGGGGAGCAAGAUGGCGGUGUUGCGGAGGACGAUGUUGGAGGAUUUGCUGAAGGGUGGGACAGAGCUGGUGAUGAGUUAUCGCGAGGCGAGUCCAAAUUGGAGAUCGCCGAAUACGGUCCCUACUGCACUCGAAAGUAGACAUAGAGCAGGUUUGAAUCUACAGGAGGCUGCGGAACAAAGUAUGAGAGAGCUCUCGUAGGCUGUUGUUCUCUGAGCUCGAGCCUAUGAUUUGCACGUACUAGUUGGACUGGAUGGCAUAGAUUUCUCAAUGAAAAUGUCCUGUGAUAGCUAAACUUUACACAAAGACGAGAGUCUCAGUUGCUCGUUCGGCUUGCAAUCUAAUAAGUAACCGAUGGAUCACAAAGGUACAGGAAUCAGCAGUGAUCUCAGCGCUCCGCGUGUUUGGGCACCUAAGGGGAUGCAGAAAGGAGUUGUAGGAUAUGGCAUCAGCGCACAUGAAUGUGUGUACCAGAAGCUACCUCGCCUGCUAGUCCUCAUGGUGAGUAUCCACAACCCGCCAUAAAAUCGGCUGUCAACAUCUCACAUACUACUGGGAAUUGGUCAUGUUGAUAAGACACGUCACUUCACUCACAUUUUCUACAUCUGAGAUUCUUACAUAAAAUCAUCUCACGGAGCCACUAGAAAAAAUAACGAUUCGAUUGCAAUUGACCGCCACCUAAAGAAAAGCACACGCUGCGCAACGCUACCAUCCAAUCCAAUUCCAUGCCCAAGCUAGAAGAAAAAUCAAGAAAUCAAGAAACCCAUUUAACUCCUCAUCUCAUACCAUCCCUCCCUCCCAUACCCUCCUCAAUAGCCGAGAAGAUU
Molecule: messenger RNA, 3532 nt
Organism: Cadophora gregata
Lineage: Eukaryota; Fungi; Ascomycota; Leotiomycetes; Helotiales; Ploettnerulaceae
Exons: 5
Coding region: 591-2906 (771 amino acids)
Biological process (GO): positive regulation of GTPase activity
Cellular component (GO): cytosol
Molecular function (GO): guanyl-nucleotide exchange factor activity
Source: RefSeq, a predicted model, not a curated record